Carica papaya (papaya) is the source of this 2035-nucleotide messenger RNA. Its product is annotated as phospho-2-dehydro-3-deoxyheptonate aldolase 1, chloroplastic-like. NCBI's taxonomy places the organism in Eukaryota, Viridiplantae, Streptophyta, Magnoliopsida, Brassicales, Caricaceae. Gene Ontology annotation, biological process: aromatic amino acid biosynthetic process. Gene Ontology annotation, molecular function: 3-deoxy-7-phosphoheptulonate synthase activity. The record is from RefSeq and is a predicted model, not a curated record.
CCCCGUCCUUACCAGACACCAGACCAACCUCGUUGCCUUCCAUCACGCAGGCUUUCUCUUCUCUUUCGAUUUUUUUCUCCUUAUAAAAAUCUCGUCUUUCUGCAUCUCCCUCCAGCUACCACCGAAAUUUUCAAUUGAAUUUCACGCUGGAGGUAACUGAUUAAUCAAGGUACACUGAAAAUGGCUCUUACCAACUCAUGCAUUCUGCCCAACAAGUCCUUGGUUCAUCAUCACCAGUCAUCUAUUCUCACCAAACGAAGACCGUCGAUCCUCCCCAUCUCUGCGGUCCAUGCCGCCGAGCCUGCAAACAACCCCGUUGUCUCUGAUAAACCGCAGAAGCAGCAGCAGCAGGUGUCUUCAUCGUCUUCGGCCGCGACGAAAACUGCCACAGUAACAACAACGACGACGAAGACCGACAAUGUGGUUAGGGGGAAAUGGACCGUGGACAGCUGGAAAUCGAAGAAGGCGCUGCAGCUUCCGGAAUAUCCGGAUCAGGAGGAGCUGGAGUCGGUUCUCAAGACCCUCGAAAACUUCCCACCCAUCGUGUUCGCCGGAGAAGCCAGGAGCUUGGAGGAUCGUCUGGCUGAGGCCGCCAUGGGCAACGCCUUCCUAUUACAAGGUGGUGACUGUGCCGAGAGCUUCAAGGAGUUCAAUGCCAAUAACAUCCGAGACACCUUCAGGAUUCUCCUCCAGAUGGGCGCCGUCUUGAUGUUUGGUGGUCAAAUGCCUGUUAUCAAGGUGGGGAGAAUGGCGGGUCAGUUUGCGAAACCGAGAUCAGAGGCGUUCGAGGAGAAAAACGGAGUGAAAUUGCCGAGUUACAGAGGGGACAAUGUGAACGGAGACAGCUUCGACGCCAAGGCCAGAAUUCCAGAUCCUCAGAGGAUGAUUAGAGCCUACUGUCAAUCUGCGGCUACUUUGAAUCUCUUGAGAGCUUUUGCAACUGGAGGUUAUGCGGCCAUGCAGAGAGUUACCCAGUGGAAUUUAGAUUUCACCGAGCACAGUGAGCAGGGAGAUAGGUAUCGGGAACUAGCUCAUCGUGUUGAUGAGGCUCUUGGAUUCAUGGCUGCUGCUGGUCUCACAGUUGACCAUCCAAUCAUGACCACAACAGAGUUCUGGACAUCUCAUGAGUGCUUGCUCUUGCCAUAUGAGCAGGCACUCACCAGGCUAGACUCAACUUCUGGCCUUUACUAUGACUGCUCUGCUCACAUGCUUUGGGCAGGGGAGAGAACUAGACAGCUUGAUGGCGCCCAUGUUGAGUUCCUAAGAGGAGUUGCGAAUCCCCUCGGCAUUAAGGUAAGUGAUAAGAUGGAUCCAAAUGAACUAGUCAAGCUCAUUGAGAUUUUGAAUCCUCAGAACAAAGCUGGAAGGAUAACAAUAAUUACAAGAAUGGGUGCUGAGAACAUGAGGGUGAAACUUCCCCAUCUAAUUAGGGCAGUUCGCCGUGCUGGGCAAAUUGUCACAUGGGUUAGUGAUCCUAUGCAUGGUAACACCAUAAAGGCUCCCUGUGGUCUCAAGACCCGCCCCUUUGAUGCCAUCAGGGCGGAAGUAAGAGCAUUCUUUGACGUGCAUGAACAAGAAGGAAGCCACCCCGGAGGAGUCCAUCUCGAGAUGACAGGCCAGAAUGUGACGGAAUGCAUUGGUGGUUCACGAACUGUAACUUUUGAUGACUUGGGUUCUCGCUAUCACACCCACUGUGAUCCUAGGCUCAAUGCAUCACAGUCGCUUGAGCUUGCCUUCAUCAUUGCUGAACGCCUUCGAAAGAGGAGGAUCGGAUCACAGCAUCGUGUAGCCUCUAUCGGGCUGUAGAGUGGCUUCAAAACCACCAGCAUAUAUGUUCUUUUUUCUCGUAACUUACCAGUGACUGUUUUAGUAAUUUAGUUAUGGGGAUUUUCUCAAGUUAAAUAUUCUAUCUACCGUGUAUGGUGUGUGUGUGUAUACUUGAAGAACGUGACUGUUUGAAGUUUAACUUGAAGCAACAAAGAAUAAAGGAUACACCAUGAAUGAGAUACAAAAUGGGUUGACCCCCGGUUUGAAA